Messenger RNA from Mus caroli (Ryukyu mouse), 1212 nucleotides. NCBI's taxonomy places the organism in Eukaryota, Metazoa, Chordata, Mammalia, Rodentia, Muridae. The record is from RefSeq and is a predicted model, not a curated record.
AUGCUGAACACCAACAACGUUACCAGGAACAUGGAUAUGAGGGACCAGCCACAUGCUGCAACUCCUGCCCAGUCUCAAGUGGUUGGAGGAUUUAACUGUGAGAAGAAUUCCCAACCCUGGCAUGUGGCUGUGUACCGCUUCACCAAAUAUCAAUGCGGGGGAGUCCUGUUGGACCGCAACUGGGUUCUCACAGCUGCCCACUGCUAUAACGAAGGUAGAGGCAGAAGGCACAAGAGUUCAACAUUAUCAUCACAGAUAGUGAGUUUGAGGCCUCUCACCAUCACUGUCCUGUUUGUGUCCUGUGUUGUUGGAGUCCUAGGCAAUGGGCUGGUGCUGUGGAUGGCUGUGUGAGCUGUGUUCUGCAUGGCCCGCACUGUCACUAUGAUCUGAUUCUUCAGCCUGGUCCUGGCUGACUUAACUGUUCUCUUGUCUGUGCCUAUUUCCAUGUGUAUCAUAGCAUGGCUGGUGGCCUUCUUGAUCUGUAAACUCUGCAUGGCCUUUCUAGUUCCCACCUUCUUCAUCAGCAUCUAUUUGCUGUGGAUCAUCUUUGUGGAUCCCUGCAUCUUGGUCCUGUACCGUGUGUGCAGAAUGGUGCAGCGAGCCACAUGGCUGUCCAUGGUGGUGUGGCUGCUGGAAGCUGCUGCCUGCUCUCUAUACUUGAAGUUCUGAACUACUGGGAAACUACAUGGCUGUGAAUGCUGCUACUUCCACUUCAGUUCAGAGAAAGAGACAGGGCAGGACUGAAGUGCAACGGUUGCUAAGCGACAGACAGCAAUAGCCAUCACCCACUUGCUGCUUGGCUUCUUAGUACUCCUGACUGUCAUCAGCGUCUGUGCCCACUGCAUUCGGUCCAGGCUUCGGAUGGAGGGCUGGGUGCAUGCAAGGCUGUCCAAGAAGCUGCUGCUGGUGGUUGUAAGCGCCUUCCUCGUCUUCUGGUUCCCUUUUAAGGUGGUGCUCUUGGUGAAGUCAGUGCUUCUGAUGUCUCUACAGCAGCCCCACUACCCCAAGACAGAGCUCAUCUCAUGGGCUGCCUUCUCCUUGAGCUGCCUCAACCCCUUCCUCUAUGUCUUCAUCAGCAGAGAUUUCCAACAGAAAAAUUUCCAGUCUCUAUCUUCUGCCCUGGCUAGAGUGUUUGGGGAAAAGGGUUUUAUCAGUCAUCCUGUCCCUGAGGCCAAUACCCUAGCAGAGGGUAGAAACCUUAGUUCAAACUAG